Didymodactylos carnosus is the source of this 1665-nucleotide messenger RNA. NCBI's taxonomy places the organism in Eukaryota, Metazoa, Rotifera, Eurotatoria, Philodinida, Philodinidae. The record is from the annotation of a GenBank genome assembly.
AUGUCGACUGCUACACAACCAGAAAAACUUGACUCACUUCAAAAAUUGGAACUAGAAUCAACAAUUGGAUUCGAAGGAAAAGUUCCCCAUGGAUUAAGAUUACAUCCAGACCGUGUUCACAUGGUCUAUCCCCUGGGAUGUAAUUUAGUCAUUGAAAAUCUACAAACUCGUCAACAAGAGUUUUUACUUGGUCACAAUAAUAACAUAUCGUGUUUAACAAUAUCAAACAAUGGGAAAUAUAUUGCAUCAGGACAAGUUACAUUUAUGGGAUUUAAAGCUGAUAUUAUCGUAUGGGAUUAUGAGAGUCGGGAUCCUUACGCUCGGCUUGUCUUACAUAAAGUGAAAAUUGAAAAUUUAGCGUUUUCAUCAUCAGAUAAAUUCUUGUUCUCGCUUGGCGGACAAGAUGAUGGAAGCAUUGUUGUAUGGAAUAUCGAAACGAAAGAGCCCGUAUGCGGUAGUCCCGCUCAGCAUAAGAGUGCUGGAAUCACAUAUUGUCUAGCAUCUGCAAAAGAUAAUGAUUAUCUGUUUUACAGUGGUGGAAAUGGUACAUUACGAUUUUGGCAAUUAGAUGUGGCUAAUCGAAAAAUUCGUCCGACAGACAUCAACACAGGGACAACUAAACGAAUCGUUUCACUCGAUGGAACUCAUCUGUAUUGUGGUACGACUACAGGUGAUGUAUUAAUGAUUUAUGUUCCCGCUGCACAAUUCAAAGCAAUUGGACCCGAAAAGAAAAAAUAUUCAAUGGGUAUCACGGCCAUGCAAAGUCUAGUAAAUGGUGAUGUUCUAAUAGGAACAGGUGAAGGAAAAAUACAUGUGACUGAACAAGGUACAUUUAAAUCCACGAAAUGUUUACAAGCCAUGGGAGAAGUGACAUCGUUGGCUCUACGUGGAAACGAAUUAUUAAGAAUAACACAAGCAAAUAAAACGUGUAAUUCACUAUGUUUUACAAGAGAUGGAAAAAUAAUCGUGAGUGGAUGGGAUGAUGGUCGUAUUCGUGGUUUUUAUCCUGAAAGUGGACGAGAAAUGUUUACUGUGAAUGAUGCUCAUCAUCGGGGGGUAACGGCUGUGGCUGUUACAAAUGACUGUAAACGAAUUGUGUCGGGCGGUGGUGAAGGAAUGAUUCGUGUAUGGCAAUUGAAUAAAAAUUCACGUGAUCUAAUAGCAACAAUGAAAGAACAUAAAAAUGCUGUUGUUUCAAUACGAAUAAAUAAAUCUGACACCGAAUGUGUUACAGCUAGCUUAGAUGGAACAUGUAUUAUUUGGAAUUUAAAACGUUUUGUUCGUAAUCAAGUUUUAUUUGAAAAUACACUGUUUCAAUGCGUCGCUUACCAUCCAGAAGAAUAUCAUAUUAUCACAGGUGGUACAGAUCGUAAAAUUGCCUAUUGGGAAGCGGUCAAUGGUGCACAAAUACGAGAAUUAGAAGCAUCAAAAUCAGGAACAAUUAAUGGUUUGGAUAUCGACUGUUUGGGAAAUUAUUUCGUCACUGUUAGCGCAGAUAAAUUAGUUAAAUUAUGGCGAUAUAAUGAAGGUGAAGUGUUUUCUGUUGGUAUUGGUCAUGGAAGUGAAAUAAAAAAAGUGAAAAUAUGUCCAAAUAGCGAACAUAUUGUAUCAGUGAGUGCAGACGGUGCCAUAUUUCGAUGGAGAUUUCCAAAAAAUGCCGGUUAA